Messenger RNA from Trichomonas vaginalis G3, 1395 nucleotides. RefSeq names its product positive regulation of cilium movement. Gene Ontology annotation, molecular function: tubulin binding; metal ion binding; tubulin-glutamic acid ligase activity. The record is from RefSeq and is a predicted model, not a curated record. The coding region runs from base 1 to 1395 and encodes 464 amino acids. The transcript has a single exon. Lineage: Eukaryota; Parabasalia; Trichomonadida; Trichomonadidae. Gene Ontology annotation, cellular component: cilium. Gene Ontology annotation, biological process: microtubule cytoskeleton organization; protein polyglutamylation.
AUGCUUUCUUCAACUUCUGGACACUCGUUCUAUGAAGUUGUUAGGAUAGCUAUGCAAGAACUAGGUAUUCCAUACAAAGAAAAUGACAAUGAUGCUAUUUGCGUUUGGUGGGAUACAAUAAAAGAUCAAGAUUAUUUUCGAUCGUUAACGCCAUGGCAAGUUGUCAACAGACUUCCAAACGUAAACAUAAUUUGCAGGAAAGCACCUUUCGUUCGAGCAGUUCAAAGAAUUCAAAAAUUUUUCCCGAGUAAUUUCACUUUUCUCCCUAAAAGUUAUAUUUUACCUCUUCAGAAAGAACCGUUUAUGUCCCAGGUUAAUAAACACAACAAGACUUACAUUGUAAAACCUGAUAAUGGCGCCCUUGGACAGGGAAUCGUAGUAAUAAAUCCAAGCGAUCAGUACCAAGUGACAAACCAUCUAUCAGUAGCUCAAGAAUACAAGAAUUCAUAUCUUAUUGAUGGAUAUAAAUUUGAUUUGAGAAUUUAUUGCUUAGUAAUUGCUGCAGAAAAGCCUGAAAUCUAUGUGUACCAUGAUGGCAUUGCAAGGUUUUGCUCAGCUCCAGCAAAUUCUGGCAACCAAUUCGGUCAAUUGACAAAUACUGCUGUAAAUAUCAAAAAUCCAUCUGUUACAGCAGAAUCAAUUACACAUAUAGUUUCAGAUGUAUUUGCAGAUCUCAAACGCAAAGGCGCUAAUAUCGAUAAGCUCUGGCUUGAUAUCGAAAAUGCGAUGGCGCUCACAGUUCUUUCUGCUGCUCCUUUCAUCAUGAAUGGAUCUAGAUAUCAAUGUCCAAUGAUCGGUUACCCCCGCUGCUUCCAACUUCUCGGUUUUGAUGUUUUAUUGGAUGAAAAUUUGAAACCAUGGAUAUUGGAAGUCAACUACAGACCAUCACUUGAGUACGGAACACAGGCAGAAAAGAAUCUAAAGAUAAAAAUGCUUAAAGAACUGAUGUCCAUCGCAUUUCCACACCAAAGCGCUGAAGAAGCCGUUAGACAAAUGAAGCAUCCAAUACAUAAUGACUCAUGGAAGAUUUAUAUCUCCAAACAUAAGAAUAUCGGAGAAGAUUCCCUAAAUAAAAGACAAAAUGCAGAAAGAAAUACAAAGUUUGUGCACGUAUUCCCUAAUCCUUCACCAGAAAGAAGCCAAUGGAAUGCAGUUUACGAACUUUCAAUGUCUCUUCCUUCUGAAAUUGGAAAUUGUUGGAAUCUUCCAAGAGAAAUACCUUCAACUUAUAAGCCAAUUAUGAUUAAUUGCCAACAGCAACAGUCAGAGCGAUCACCACAUUCAUCUAGCGAAAAUACUCCGAAAGAUAAGAAGGUAAACUCGAUAAUACAUAGUAAGAAGAUCAUCCAACCAAAGGUCAAAUCAAACCAACAAUCUUUCCAUAGGAAAUUAUAG